Messenger RNA from Guillardia theta CCMP2712, 942 nucleotides. RefSeq lists its product as hypothetical. The transcript has a single exon. Bases 1 to 942 code for a protein of 313 amino acids. The record is from RefSeq and is a predicted model, not a curated record. NCBI's taxonomy places the organism in Eukaryota, Cryptophyceae, Pyrenomonadales, Geminigeraceae.
AUGGACAUCUUGGACUUGGAAGAGGUGGACGAUCUCGAUGACUUCGACCUCGGCCCAUCCUCUGCCUCCGUUGCUCCUCACAAGCCGCGUCCGAUCGAUGUUUCUAAGUGGAGCAGCAAGGAGGAGGCAACUGCUCAAGAACCGCAGGUUAAGCACGCUGAGGUAGAGAAGUUUGUGCUGGACGCGGAGGAAGUCCGUCCAUUCACCCCCGACGAGGAGCCUCCCCGCGCUGGCCCUGUGGAGGAGGCGGUGCAAACCUUCUCUUCCAGACCGAAGGAGGUCGACAAGGCCUCGGAGCUCCUCAAUCGGAUCAACCAGCGAGCCAAGGAAGGAGGAGGAUCGACAGGGAGCAAGGAGGCGAAGGGAGGGCAGGUGCCGGAGCUCCAUGUGUUCGACGCACAGGGGACAGCUCCUCCCAUUCUCAGCGAGUCCAAGUUUCGCUUCUUCCUCGGGCGAUGGCUGCAGACCAUCGCAGGAGGCCCCAAGCUGACGGGGAGCGAAGGUUGCGUCUCUCUCUCGCUCACUGCAGGGCAGGCGGCCAUGUGGCUCCUCCCAGCAGUCGUCGGCAUCGCCAUGUCGAUUGUCUCAGAGAAGAUGCAGACAUGGGUGGCGGGUCUGAUAGCAGGAGGUGUUCAGUUGGUGGUCAGCCUGCUCCUCUCAGCAGCGAGGGAGAGGAGAUCCAACAGGGUCGCUUCCUCCUCACCCGCACGUGGCAACAUGCUGGCGGAUGAGGAUGAGGUUGACUUUGGAUUGUGCUCCUCUCGAGGUUUUCUCUUCAUCUUCCCCCCGCGAGGAGCAAGAAGCAUCUUCUAUGUCCUCACAUCCUCCUGCGCGUUGGGCCUCCUGGUCGUCUACAUGCAGCCGACAAGAGUUAAACUGGCCUUAGCCACGAGCAGCGAUGCGAGUCUGGGUGAGUCUCCACGAGCCCUUGACGACCUCUGA